CUGUCAAACUUUAUAUAUAAAAAAUAGCUUAGUAUUUAGCCAAGCUGUCAUUCCCAAGAUAAUAGUUUCCUUCUAACAUAAUUUUACUUCGAUUUCCCCUUAAGAAAAAGUAAACAAAUUUUUAUUCCCAAAGAAAAAUAAAAACGUAAACAUGUCUUCUGAGUAUGAUAAAGUUAAAAUUGGUAAAUUAGUUUUAAAAGGAGAAAAACACAAGAAAAGUAAAAAACGCAAAAAGGAAAAAGAACAUAAAGAUGAUUCCCACAAGAAACGCAAAACUCAAGUGGAUGAGGAUGCUUUAAAACAUGGCGGCUGGUGGCAAGCUAAAUUAGCUACCGAAAUAACCGGUCCCGUGGCCAUACAAUUUGGUGAACGUGCUUAUGUUAAGGCUUUGGAUAAUGGACUUUUUACUCUAGGGCCACCACACCGUGAGGGUGAAGGCCCCGAUCCGGAGGAAAUAUUCACUGCCUUUCCCAUAAAUGAACGCAAGGUAACCUUUAAGUCUGGCUAUGGGAAGUACUUAAAAAUCGAAAAAGAUGGUAUGGUUACCGGCCGCUCAGAGGCGGUGGGUAGCAUGGAACAAUGGGAGCCCAUAUUUGAGGAUGGCAAAAUGGCUUUACUAUCCGAAUUGGGUUUCUUUAUGUCUAUUGAUCCCGAAGAUGAUGCCUGUGUGGCGUUACGUAAAAAGGUGACAGAUUUAGAGAUAUGUAAAGUACGCAGCAAUGCGACGAGAGAAUGUGUGGUAGAUGAUGAACCUACCGAGGAAAAGGGUGAUUUGGCAGAGGUGGAAAAGAACUAUGUCAAAAAAUUCCAAAAGUUCCAGGACAAAAAGUUGCGCAUUAACAAAAAUGAUAUUAAAGAAUUGGAAACGGCCAAGGAGAAAGGCACUUUGCAUGAGGCUUUACUUGAUAGACGUAGUAAAAUGAAAGCGGAUCGUUAUUGUAAAUAAAU
Messenger RNA from Lucilia cuprina (Australian sheep blowfly), 948 nucleotides. It is a transcript of the gene FRG1, whose product is annotated as protein FRG1 homolog. The transcript is spliced from 3 exons. Lineage: Eukaryota; Metazoa; Arthropoda; Insecta; Diptera; Calliphoridae. Gene Ontology annotation, cellular component: nucleolus; catalytic step 2 spliceosome; striated muscle dense body. The coding region runs from base 152 to 946 and encodes 264 amino acids. Gene Ontology annotation, molecular function: actin filament binding. The record is from RefSeq and is a predicted model, not a curated record.